Molecule: messenger RNA, 3090 nt
Organism: Pogoniulus pusillus (Red-fronted tinkerbird)
Lineage: Eukaryota; Metazoa; Chordata; Aves; Piciformes; Lybiidae
Gene: USH1C
Product: USH1 protein network component harmonin
Exons: 21
Coding region: 45-1715 (556 amino acids)
Biological process (GO): inner ear receptor cell stereocilium organization; sensory perception of sound; inner ear morphogenesis
Cellular component (GO): stereocilium tip; stereocilia ankle link complex; plasma membrane
Molecular function (GO): protein binding
Source: RefSeq, a predicted model, not a curated record
CGCACAGCUCCCGUGUCCCGCACAGCUCCCAUAUCUAGCGCGCCAUGGAGCGCCGCGUCGCCCGUGAGUUUCGGCACAAGGUUAAUCUGCUGAUUGACAAUGAAGCAGAGAAGGAUUACCUUUAUGAUGUGCUGCGGAUGUACCACCAGUCUAUGAAUCUCCCAGUGCUUGUGGGGGACCUGAAACUUGUGAUAAAUGAACCAAGCAGAUUGCCUCUAUUUGAUGCUAUCCGCCCACUUAUCCCAUUAAAGCACCAGGUGGAAUAUGAUCAGCUUACUCCCAAAAGAUCACGAAAGCUGAAAGAGGUGAGAUUGGAUCGUUUGCAUCCUGAAGGACUUGGAAUAAGUGUGAGAGGUGGAGUGGAAUUUAGCUGUGGCCUCUUCAUCUCCCAGUUAGUUAAAGGAGGCCAGGCAGACAAUGUUGGACUUCAGGUGGGAGACGAGAUAGUUCGUAUAAAUGGAUAUUCCAUCUCAUCAUGCACACAUGAAGAAGUCAUAAACCUCAUUCGCACAAAGAAAAUAGUGUCCAUAAAAGUAAGACAUGUUGGUAUGAUACCUGUCAAAAGUUCAGCAGAUGAACCCCUUAAAUGGCAAUAUGUGGACCAGUUUGUGUCAGACUCUGGGGAAGGAAAGGGCAGUGUUGCUGGUCUUGCUUCUUCUGGAGGGAGAGACAGUAAAGAGAAGAAGGUCUUCAUUAGCUUGAUUGGUACAAAAGGCAUGGGAUGCAGUAUUUCCAGUGGUCCAACCCAGAAACCAGGCAUUUUUAUCAGCAAUGUUAAGCCAGGUUCUCUUUCAGCGGAGGUCGGCUUAGAGGUUGGCGAUCAGAUUGUUGAAGUAAAUGGAGUGGACUUUUCUAAUGUGGAUCAUAAAGAGGCUGUCAGAGUGCUCAAAAGUAGUCGUACUUUGACUAUCUCUGUGGUUGCAGGUGCUGGAAAGGAGCUGUUCAUGACUGAAGAAGAAAGGCAAAGAGAAGCACAUCUCCGUGAGCAAGAACGACAGGAGUUAAUGCAUCAGAAGCGACUUGCGCUGGAGACUAACAAAAUCCUCAAAGAGCAGCAAGAGAAAGAGAGAUUAAGAAAACUGGAGAUUUCCCAGAAGGCUGCAGAGGAAGAAGAGAGAUAUCGCAGAGAAAUAGAGCAGAUAACAGCAGAAGAAGAGAAAUUUAAAAGAGAGUGGGAGGAAGACUGGGGUCCUAAAGAACCUCCUAAAUCUCUACAAACUGUAACUGCAGAAGUGCACUCUGCCCCUCGAUCCAAACACAAAAUAGAUGUAAAGGGAGUUACACAUGACCAACUUGAAACAGAUGACAUGGAUGAUGUGAUCAUGAAGCAGGACAAACAGGGAUUCCAGAAAUACUUGGAAGAUUUUGAUCCCUAUUCAAUGUUUACCCCAGAGCAGAUUGUGGGAAAAGAUGUUCGGCUAUUGCGAAUUAAAAAGGAGGGAUCAUUAGACCUGGCAGUGGAAGGAGGAAUUGAUUCCCCAGUUGGAAAGAUAGUGGUGUCUGCCAUCUAUGAGGGUGGUGCUGCAGACAAACAUGGAGGCAUAGUGAAAGGGGAUGAAAUACUAGCUGUAAAUGGCAAGAUAUUAAUUGAUAGCACGCUGGCAGAAGCACAGACAACUCUAGCAAAAGCGUGGAACAUGGGUGGAGAUUGGAUUGACUUAGUCAUUGCAGCAUCACCUCCAAAGGAAUAUAACGAUGAACUGACGUUUUUUUAAAAAGGACUACAAUGGAGAAAUGGAGUAUUCAGUGGAGAAAUGCAAUCUCUCUCCUGCUGCAGCCUGCUUCUCUGUAAAGUAAUAGGAAAUCAAACCCACAUGAAACACAUCUUUAUAUGAAAGAAAUGUGAGCAAUCAGACCUGUAAAGUGAACUAGAGACUUCAGAAUCUUAAGGUAGUUUGAGUAAUUUCAAAUCUUUCUAUAGACAUGCAGCAAUAAAUUUUUGGAAGAUCAUCAAGAAGGACUUCCAGUGAGUAUAGUUUGUUUGUGAGAGCUGAAUUUAUUUUGUGCUAUUUUGGGAGGUCAAAUUCUUUAAAUUAGCUUCCAGUUUUCCUGGAAAUAGACACCAAAAUGACAAAUGGAGAUGAAACACAGAUAUCUGUUCCCACAUGCAACACUUGUGAUUAUAUGUACACAGGCCAGUUUGGAUGUGAAAAUGAUUGUAUUUUCACUCCACACAUAAUGACUUCUCCUGGGAAAAUGGGAAUGUAUAUAGGUAACUUCUGUUCUCACUCGUGUUCGUGGAGCUCUCCAUGUCCACGUCUGUUGCGCAGUUGUGAGUUGUUUUGAGUAUAAAUCCCUGUUGGUGGAAGAACCAGUAAUACCAGGAGCACUAUCAUGAUAAGGAAUAAUUUUGGUGAUGCUUAUACAGUAUAAAGAAUCUUCUCUACCAGAAAACAAGUGGCAAACAGUCAAGAUAAAAUUAUUAUGUGUAGUCACAGUGUUUGUAUUGAUAUCAAAAAUUAAUCCCUCAUGCAGCCAUGGGUGGAAAAUCUGGGUGUGAUUCACAGACUGCAGUGGCGUAGUUUGUUCUCAGUGAGGCUGUAUACAUACAUGACUUAAAUGUGCAGGAAGUCACUGUAAUAUUUUGCUCUUGAUCACUAUGUUUUUCUAUUGAAGUAAAUUCCUCAAGAGUAUAGAAUCUGUACUAACUUGGCCUUAAACCAGCAUUAUUGUUGUUGUAGACUUGGUAAUUUCUUUAUAUUAUCUAGAUACCUCUUUAAAAGUACUAUUAUUAUCCUUCCUUCUUUUUAUUUGCCAGUUUCUAUUAUGUUUUUCAUAUUGUGAUUAGAAUUUUCUUACCUGGAUUAAUGACUGCCGUUUAUAGUCCUUUGGCAUAUCAAAUUCCCACUCAAGUCUUACUUUCUAAAGGCUUUGAAGCCCUCUCUUCUGUAACAUAGAAAAAUAACAAUUAGGUUCCUAAGAACUCCUUGCUUACAUGGAGAUGAUUAAUUAAUUAUGUUGACUUUGUUCAUUUGUGAUAUUGUUCCAGGAUGCCAAUUAAUGUGUCUGGCAGGGUACACAUUUUACAGUGUUUUAAAUUUUAACUCUUAACUAAUCCAGAAAUAAAAUUGCAUUUGCCAAAUGGAAGAA